AUGCCCGAAGAACUCGAGCCGUCGUUCGUCACGCGAUCAACAAGCCGCUCGCAGAAGCGAAAGCGGAGUGUGCCAGUACCGAUAUCAGUUGAUUCGGAUUCGGACUCGGACCAAUCAAGUGCGGACUCAAGCACUAUCCAGUCAUCUCGGGGGUUACUACCUGAUUCCCGCACCAAGAAGAAGGUAAAUCCUAACCCCCAGCACGAACUAACACCCACCGUCAACACCACAAGUGCAGAGGGUCAGCCCAGAGAAGACACGCCGGUCACUACUACCCAGCUGAAGGAUGGGGACUGGCUCGGCCUCACCAGCCACAUCCUCCAGGAGCUGAAGGAAAGGCUUGGUCCUUCGGGCGGCGACUUGCCAGUUGCCACAAAGACAUUCUUGUGCGAAAAGGCGCGGAAGCUCCAAAGGGGAGGCAUUCCCUAG
Messenger RNA from Diaporthe citri, 429 nucleotides. RefSeq lists its product as uncharacterized. Lineage: Eukaryota; Fungi; Ascomycota; Sordariomycetes; Diaporthales; Diaporthaceae. The record is from RefSeq and is a predicted model, not a curated record. Bases 1 to 429 code for a protein of 142 amino acids. The transcript is spliced from 4 exons.